This is a messenger RNA of Drosophila takahashii, 2610 nucleotides long. RefSeq names its product beaten path IIIa (gene beat-IIIa). Lineage: Eukaryota; Metazoa; Arthropoda; Insecta; Diptera; Drosophilidae. Gene Ontology annotation, biological process: motor neuron axon guidance. The record is from RefSeq and is a predicted model, not a curated record.
GCAAGGGGUUAAGGAGCGAGCGGGUACUGGAUUUUGAAUUUAUGUGGCAAGGUCUUUCCUUCGUUUUCCGCUUUUCCACGCUUUUCCCGCAUCGGAACCGAGAAAAGGCUGCUGUGCAAUUAAUCUUUGCCCAAAAUGCUUGAAAAUUUAUGUCUUUAACUUGACUGCAGUGCCGCUCCAUAUGAUGGAAGCGGCAAAAUGGGGGCCAGCAGGUCCUUUAAUAGUUUUUGCCUUUAACUUUUCCGUUGUUUUUGUUCGCGUCGCGAUUAAAAGUGAUUAAUAGCCAACAUUUUAUUACCGCACAGAGGCAGCAGCACUAAAAAAGGGGAACCCCCGGAACAACAACUUAAUGUCCAAAUGAAAUAAGUGAAAUUUUCACACCGAAAUUAAUAAAGACAUUAGUGCGUGCGGGCGUGGCUCAUUUGGGGCAUUUAACGGAGGCCAAGAUGUGUGCAGUGGAUCCCUUCACCCAGCACCAGCUGCCGCACCACCAUAAAACCGAGCACCACCAAUGCCACCAGCAGCUGAGGGUGGAGCAACAGGCUCCGGGAGCGAGAAAAUCGGCCACGGGAAGGACGGCGGCCACGAGCUUGCAGAUCUGGUACAUCCUACAUGUGAUACUAGUCCUAAUCGACAUUAGCAGCUCGCUGACAAUGACCGAGGUGAAGAUACCCAAUCACAUAAUGCGCCUGAAGAGCGCCACUCUGGGCUGUCGUUACGCCCUCGACGGGGAGUCCUUGUACUCGGUGAAGUGGUAUAAGGACGGGCACGAGAUCUACCGCUAUGUGCCACGCGAUAAGCCCCCCGGACAGUCCUUCCCCCUGCCCGGAGUCAACAUCGAUCUACGCAACUCCUCGGACACCCAGAUUCUUCUGCGCCGCGUAACGCUGCAGAGUACUGGAGUUUAUCGGUGCGAGGUGUCCGGCGAGGCGCCCGCAUUCAACACCGUAUCCGAGUCGGAGACCAUGACCGUUGUGGUGACUCCCAACCACGGACCGAAGAUAACCGGCGGGCAGCCACGCUACCAAAUUGGAGACACCGUCCGGGUUAAUUGCACCUCGUCGCCGUCCAAGCCCGUCUGUCACCUGAGCUGGCUAAUUAACGGGGAACCGGUACAGAAGACCCACCUGCGGCAGUUUGACAAGGUGGUUGUGAAUCGGGAUGGACUGGAGAUGGCCCGCCUGGGAUUGGAGUUCCGGGUGCGGGCCUAUCACUUUAAGCACGGCGACAUGAAGUUGAAGUGCGUGGCCAAGAUCAGCUCACUAUAUCUGCAGAGCAACGAGGAGAGUGUGGAAAGCGAUCGCCAGCAGCGGGCUCCGGCCUUGGAAUCCCGGGAGACGGUGGCGGCCAAGUCCAGCACGAUUGCUGCCGCCACCUCCAAACUGCCAUCCAGCCUCAUUGCUUUACUGCCUCCGGUUUUCCUGCUGCUGCUGUUUCAAAAUUGGACCUGGCCCAGAGACAGUUAACUAUCCGAGGAUUAAGGAGCGCAAACACUAAAACCCAUAGACUAGCAGAGCCGUUCGAAAAAGCAGACAUAUCCUACGCCAAAAACUUUGAGACAAAAACUAAAGGAUUUAUUUAUAGCAUAACCCUUGGUUCAAUUUGAAAUUCAAUCGAUGUAUGUGUGCAUAAAAACGGGAAUAGAAACUCCCCAAUUAAGAGCCAGAUAUUGACUAGAAUAUCAAAAUGGUAACUACUCAACGCGAGCAUUUAAGCAGAGGCUAAGCAACUGUACAUAUUUAUUCGUAACAUUAGGCAAUUAUAUGUAGUCUUAAGAAAUCGUUGUCUAGGCAAAACAUUCGUUGAUCUUUUGUGAUAUUAUCUUCAUUUUUAAAACGAAAGGAAGUAAAAACCAUGUAGAAAAUUAUUUGGAGUCAAACCAUUUUAAGCUGAUUUUUCCCUUCCUUUCCAUUUUAUCCACCCUCUUCGGGCAUAUCAAAAACAACUAAACAUUUCGAUUGUAAAAACAAACAUAUUCGCACUUUGAUCUACAUACCAAAUCAAGUCUACAACUUAACCCAAAUAAACUUUUCAUUGACCUAUCAACAUAAGCAAAUGUAAGAAAAUUGUAAAGCAAAAAAUCUAAACUUUAUAGCAUUUAAGUUAAGUAAACUGAAAACGAAAAUAACAAAAUACCAUGCAGAAAGUAAACUAAGCUAGGAUUAGGCAAAACUUAAACUUGCAUUCCAAACAUUCCUCAAAGAGAAAUAUUACGUAUAAGAAUAUAUGAUCACAAGCUGUAAAUAGCCUGAGAAGAGCCAAGGAUUGCACAAGUUAAGAACUUUCAGAUUUUGGCAGAAGUUUCCAUCUAAGUGUGUGUGUGUAUCUGAAUGUAAUCAGUUCAAUCAGUGCCAAGCUGCGACAUAUCAUUUUUAAAGCAUUCGUUGUCAUGAAGAAAAGUUGAAUUACUGCUAUGUUAAGAUGUAAAUGGAUCAUUUAAAGUUUUAAAAUGGCUUGCUUAUAUUGCGGAAAGCGACAAAAAGAUGAAUCGAAAUAGGCGUCUGACCGCAGGCAUGCAUUGUUACUUUAGGGUCUGAGCACCCCUGCUUAAAAAUAAAUAAGCAAAUGGUCAUUGAAUUUGUGAAUAUAUACAUUUUAAAAGCUUUCCUU